Molecule: messenger RNA, 1984 nt
Organism: Grus americana (Whooping crane)
Lineage: Eukaryota; Metazoa; Chordata; Aves; Gruiformes; Gruidae
Gene: USB1
Product: U6 snRNA biogenesis phosphodiesterase 1
Exons: 7
Coding region: 123-902 (259 amino acids)
Biological process (GO): U6 snRNA 3'-end processing
Cellular component (GO): nucleus
Molecular function (GO): 3'-5'-RNA exonuclease activity
Source: RefSeq, a predicted model, not a curated record
GGCGGGGCGGGGCGGGCCGCGGCGGCUGCCCCCUGCCGGGCCGCGCCGACAACAGCGCCGCCGCCCGCCGACAGCGGCAGCGCCGUGGAGGGGCCUGGGGGGCCCGGCAGGCCGGGGCGGCCAUGAGGGCCGCGCUGGUGGGGUACAGCAGCUCGGAGGAGGAGGAGGAGGAAGGGGGACUCCGGGGCGACAGCGCGCAGGGUCCCCCCCCAGCCAGCGCCGGCCGCCCCCGCCUGCCCGUCCCCGCCGGCCUGCCGGGCGAUCCGGAGCCGGAGGAAGCCGUUAGCGAUGACAGCUCCCGGCACGGCGGCCGCGUCCGCGGCUUCCCCCACGAGCGGGGCAGCUGGGCCACCCACGUCUACCUGCCCUACAGAGUCCAGGAGGAAUUCCUGGAGCUGCUGGAGCUCCUGGUGUCCCGCGCUCGCACCUACGUCUCCUCGCUGGCUGCCAUGGAGGAGUUCCACCUCAGCCUCUCGCAGUGCGUGGUGCUGCGCUACCACUGGAUAGACCCCUUUGUCCGCUCCCUCAAGGAGCGCCUGGCCGCCUUCCACAGGUUCUUCUGUGUAGCUGACCAAGUGAAGGUUUACACCAACCAGAACAAAACUAGGACCUUUAUUGGAUUGGAGGUCUCAGCUGGGCAUUUCCAGCUGCUGGAGCUGGUCUCAGAGGUGGACAGAGUUCUAGAGGAAUUUGACCUUCCCACAUUCUACAAGGACCCGUCGUUCCAUAUCAGCUUGGCCUGGUGUGUCGGGGACCUGUCUGGCAGACUGGAAGGGCAGUGUCUGCGGGAGCUCCAGGACAUCGUGGACGGGUUUGAGGACUCGCCGCUCCUGCUGCGUGUCCAAUGGGAGCAAAUCCGUUGCAAGUCGGGGAAUAAGUACUUCUCUUUCCCCUUGAGGUAGGGGCUGGUGGGGCUGUGCAUUUCAGAGCCUUGAAGGCCCUGAUGUUCGACCAAGGAGCGUUCUCCAGUGCAGCUCUGAGAGGUGCAGGCUGUCACACACCUCACACGUUCUUCUUGCCUGCUCAGCAUCUCUGGGGUGUUUGUGGCCUCAAGUCAGGCUACUUCCAACUUUGAAAAAGCUGAAGAAAUACAUGUUUGUAGCAGAUUUCAUUCUCGCUGCUGGAUGUGCUGCAGUCAGCACUGGCGGUUCCAGCCAUCCCAUGGUCGCUAAUUUUGCUGAUUUUUAAAAAAAAAAAAAACCCAACAAAAACCCCAAAACUCUAUUAAAGCCAUAGAUGCCUUAUGGGAAGGAGGAAGAAGGUAGUGUGGGAAACUGUUGCUAAAGGGAGGGUGUCUCGCAUGGUUGGAAACAGCACUGCCUGAUUAUCAGGAGGCUCUGAGCAUGCUUUGAGUAGCAAAAGGCUGGACUCUCUCAGCAGAGCAUCUUCCUGCUGUAAGCCCGGACCAGUUCCUGGGUCGUGUUCUGUGUCCCCCUGAAACUGCUGCUGCCACUAUAGCGAAAUGUCGGUAUCCGAUCCUUUUGCCAAACAGCAAAAGAUGAAACCUGGAGGGGAGAAGUUGGAAACCCCUUGUGUUUCAGUGCUCCAGGCUGGGUCUAAAAGCAGAGCUUCGAUUGUGCAUGCCAUAAGCCCAGGACUUUUUUGGUGGGCUGUUUCUCCUGAGAAGCUUGCUGCUGUGCGUGGGUGAGCCCAAGAGAGGGCAGUGUCAGCUUCUGCCUGAGCUGGAAGGGCAGCGCCCACGGGCGAGUCAAGGGGUGGCAGCUCCUGCCCAGGCUCCAUGCUUUUUCCCCGUGGGAACAGCACCCUUGGUGCUGUGGUGACUCUGUGGACGGCGAGUUGGACUUUGUCCCUUGGGAAAAGCUCCUUUUCAAUCCUUAUGUUCCUGCGGGGAGGUUGGCUGCAGCCUCUCAGGUAUUCGGAGCAGGAUGCUGAUGUGCUGCCCUGAAUCUUUCAUUCCACAUCUGUCUGAUGAAAGACUCUGGGACUUCUGAGCAGUAAAAAUCUGUCUCCUUGUGUCACAAAA